Solanum dulcamara is the source of this 2723-nucleotide messenger RNA. RefSeq names its product protein ACCUMULATION AND REPLICATION OF CHLOROPLASTS 3, chloroplastic. Gene Ontology annotation, cellular component: cytosol; chloroplast outer membrane; extrinsic component of plastid membrane. Gene Ontology annotation, biological process: chloroplast fission. Bases 41 to 2380 code for a protein of 779 amino acids. The record is from RefSeq and is a predicted model, not a curated record. Lineage: Eukaryota; Viridiplantae; Streptophyta; Magnoliopsida; Solanales; Solanaceae. The transcript has 16 exons.
UCUCCCAUUUUCUCCUUCCAAUUUCUCUCCGUUUAUUGCUAUGGACCUUCUCCUUCCGAUUCCGGCGAGACUUUCCACAUUUUCACGCGCCUCCGUGUGUACUAUUUCUCCGAUCAAUCCUUUCAAUUCCAACUCAUUUACAUACCGGAGAGUUAGAACUAGAGUGAAUUGCAGUCCGAAGCCUGUGGGAGUGGAAACAAACUCGAAUUUCAACAGUAGAGAUAGUAAUAAUUGUGAAUUGAAUCUUGAAGAUGAUGAUAUUGAGGAGGCAGACGGUUUGAAGAAUGUGUGGGAAGAGACUGAGUUUGUGGAGGUAUUUGGAAUUGGAAGCCGGAAAGACGCUCUGCUUGAAUUCUGCUUAGCUUCGCCUUCUCUUUCUCCGGCUUUGAGAUUUUGGAAUAUUCUCGUGAAAGACUCAGAGAAGGUGCUAUUACAAGAGAAAGUGCCUACAGAAGAUGUUUCUUCAAGAACUGUGGAAGUUCCAUCAGCAAUAAAUUCAUGUUCCAAAGCAGUUAUACUUGUGGCUAGUGCAGCUUAUGGCUCCGAUCAUGUCCCAGCACUUGAUAUUAUAAGGAAAUUAAAGUCCAGAAAUGGACUAGCCAUCGGCAUCAUCCUGAAACCUUUCAGCUUUGAAGGACGAAGGCGCUAUGAUGAGGUCACGGAUUUGAUUGACAAACUUCAAAAGCAUGCAACUGUUUGUAUAGUUAUUGACACUGAUGGUCUCCUCAAAAAAGAUCUUUUAACUCUGGAUGAAGCUUUGAAGACUUCAUAUAAUGCUGUUCUGAUGGCUGUUAAUGCCAUUUCAAUUCUUAUGUCUGAGGAUCACAUAAAGCUUCUAGAUGCGACAGAUUGUGGUACAAAAGAACUGAGUGGUCCAGAGCUAAUAAAAAUUCUUGAAAGCUACAAAGAGGCAAAGACUGGAUUUGGAGCUGGCUACAAUGUCGAAACUUCAAUUCUGCGAGCUGUAUACGAUUGCCCAUUCUUUGGUUUGGGAGUAAAGGGGUCAAAUGGUGUGGUUAUAUGCAUUAUUGCAAGUUCAGGUGUUGUAAGUUCCAGUGAUGUGCGUAGCAUCUUGCGCACGUUUCGCCAAAUUACUGGAUGUAAUGGAGACAUUGUGAUAUCAAUUGUCCAGGAAGCCAGUAUGGAGCCAAAUAUAAUAGUUACGACUGUAGUUACAUGUGGGUACGCUGCACAGGAAUCAUCUGGAAAAACUAGUUUAUUGUCUAGACUAGCACAACAUAUUCCUUUCAUUUUUAAGAUCCUUAAGAAGCCAGAUCCACCACUUCAAACUGCCCAAGAAAGUGAAAUUGAUGAAAGUCCAGAAACUUCUGAUAUGGCAGAAUUUGUUUCUAUGGAUAAUGCACCUGAGGAUAUGUCUGUCUAUUCUGGGGAACUGCAGGCAUUAUUUCGUACCAAUGGUGAAGAAACAUCCUUUUUGAGAGAUUAUAGUAAUGUUUCUGAUGAAAGGAAGAUUGAACUGUCAAAUUCUGCCGUUGCUACUGAAGCACCUUUUGUUUUCAAAAGAGAGCUGCUCACAAGAUGGAAUCUGGGGCCAGGAAAAGACAUUUCAGAAGGCUUAGCUACAGAAGGGACCGAGAACUUGGAAGCUAAAAACAUGGUUGAUAAUACCAGCACCUACAAACUUCCAGUUGGUAUAAAGCAUAAAGAACAGCUGCAAACUAGUUCCUCAAACUCAAGAAAUUCGGGGAGGAAAUCUGAAGAAAGUAAAGGUGCACAGCCUAGAGAUAUCUCAAAUCUAUCUCAGGAUGCAGUGGAUGAAGAAUACAGCGAAAUUGUUGCAGAUGUUUACAACUCUAACCUUUCCUUAAUUGAAAGAAACUAUGCUAGUGUCCCAAAAAGGAAAGGAGUUCUGUCUACUCGGGCAGCCUCUAUGCUGGAAGCUGAACGCGAUUCAAAAAAGAAGUGGAUUCCUGUAGUUGAAAUGAAAUACAGGGGGGGUAUAUACAGAGGUCGCAUUGAAGGAGGACUUCCAGAAGGAAAGGGCUGCCUGUCUCUUGAAGAUGGAAGCAAAUACGAUGGUAUGUGGCGCUACGGGAAGAAGUCAGGGUUGGGUACAUUUUACUUCAAUAACGGUGAUACUUAUCGGGGUUCAUGGAGAGAUGAUCUCAUGCAUGGAAAGGGAUGGUUUUACUUUCAUACUGGGGAUCGAUGGUUUGUGAGCUUCUGGAAGGGAAAGGCUAAUGGAGAAGGCCGUUUCUAUUCAAAGCUUGGUGAUGUAUUCUUUGGACACUUUAAAGAUGGAUUGCGCCAUGGUCAUUUUCUUUGUAUCAACAUUGAUGGGACGAGGAGUAUCGAGGUAUGGGAUGAAGGCCUUCUUCAAAGCCGAAAGAAUUUGGAUUCUGACACCGAAACCGGGUAGACUGUUUGUGUAUUUGUGAAAAUAUGCUCUCCUUCGUCCGUUCAUGGUGUCCUUAAGAAACAAAUGCAGAAGAAUAGCAACAGAGGGCGGGGUGCCUCUUCGAAGAGUUUUCUUCAAUCGACUUCAAUGAUCAUAGCAACUAUGCUUUAGCGGCAGCAGCAGCAGCUCAAUUAUAAUCAGUAAUGUUAUAUAGCACACCCUCUGAUCAUUUGUUCUUUAUCUGUACUAGUGAAUCCAAAUUGAAAUCUCCAAUUCAAACAGAUCUUUGGUAUUAUUAUGUAAAUAGUAAUUUUAUGUAUUUUUUACACCUAGGGGCAUAGCCUUUUUUUUUUUUGGCAGCGCC